Coprinopsis cinerea okayama7#130 is the source of this 891-nucleotide messenger RNA. RefSeq lists its product as hypothetical. The transcript has 3 exons. Lineage: Eukaryota; Fungi; Basidiomycota; Agaricomycetes; Agaricales; Psathyrellaceae. The record is from RefSeq and is a predicted model, not a curated record. Bases 1 to 891 code for a protein of 296 amino acids.
AUGCGCGCGCUGGGAUUUUCGAUGGAUUUCGAUGUGGUCGCUUCGUCGACGCAAUCUAUGACUGAUUUGCUGUCGCGUCAUGUCAACAAGUGUCAUGCGAAUGAGAAACCGAUAACGGGGGGCACGACUGGAAGACGGAAAGGGACUAAAUGUGUCCAACGGAAAUAUCGCUGUACCUACGUCAAGUUCCAUCGACAAACUGCGCCUGUUGGGCCAGGCCAUAAUCCAAAUCCUACACUACCGCCAGCCCGCCAUGAACAACCUCACACUUCAGUAAUGGGCGUGUCCUCGCUGCCUCCAGUCAGCAUCACGCACAGUACAGGCUCGCUAUCGAACGUCGGUACAGGCAGCGGUGUACGAUUCCCACCACUCUACUCCAGCGCUAGCCCAGUGGACGACUUUUAUCACCUCCCACCACCAACAGGCUACACCACCACAUCUACCCACCCCACCACCGCUGAUCCCUCUUCCCUCUAUGGAUCUGCGUACACGGCGCGGAUCCCACCCAUCGAUGAUGGAGAUGUAUACGGCAACAGGCCAGGUACGGCUUCUAGCGCGGGCUCGAGUUCUGCGAGCGGCCAUGGUCACGGCUCGACAACGACCAACUGGCACCACCAGCCCUCAACUACGUAUGGUGGACACCUCGAUCGACACCACGAGCCUAGAGCUCUACACGCCCACGGGCACCAUCAGCAACACCCACUCUCGCAACACCAAUCCCUCGGGUCACACCCAUCCUCUGCAGUACAGCCAUCGCACAUGCAGAGCCAGUGGUCCAGUCGCGUUGGGACGGCGGCUGGAGGCGGUGAUACCGGUGGAGGCGGCGGGGGAGGAGGAGGCGGAACGUCGUAUGCAUCUUCGCAUGGUAAUAGUUUUGUUUACUACCAUUAA